AUGUCAACUCUCAAGACACAGCCAAAGAAUCUUAAACGUGUUGAAAACAGGCGCUCAAGCACUUGCUUCUUCCUUGUCGUACCACCAGAGAUUCGCGUGCGAAUCUACAAGUACACGCUUGCAUCCACUGCGAAGAGUCUUCGACCUCCGCGAAAGGUUACCGUUGGACCGGAUGGACGGCGGCGUUUGACGCGAGCUUUACGCCAUUCUGAUGGCACCAUACUGAAACAAGCAUUCAACGCCGUGCUUCUGCUCAAUCGCCAAAUCCAUGAAGAAGCCAUCCACGUCUUCUACUCCAUCAAUCAUUUCCAAUUCACCGUCGAUCGACCACCAGCAACAUUCUUUGCUCCCCCAGUCCAGAUUCCUGGCCCUGAGCCUCGGCUACUCGAAUCGAGACGCGCAGAUUUGAUUCGACAUAUGAGCCUGAAGAUUCCUGAGUUCAACGAAGGAAAGAUAGGGAUUUUCGACAAAUACAUCUCCUAUUAUGUCAAAUGCAUCCGCAAUCACUGUCCGUUGGUUCGCCAUUUCAGCCUGCACAUUGUCCCGGAGUCGGAUCCCUGGUGGGCGACAGCGCCAGUAAUGACUCGGCCGUUUCGAGAGACACAAGAAGCGCUUCACGACUUCUUGUGUACAUUGACUACAUUUGAAUUGAUCUGCCGAGGCACCACAAGGUGUUGCGAGCAGGUUUUCGAAGCGUAUACCGCUCUGAGGACGACAGAAACAACCGUGUACAGCGACUGCUUAGCGCCAAUGAAAUCGGCACGGUAUGCAUGGCCACAAGUGCAUCUCACAGAAAGCCAAAAGCAAGCAAUCAAAGGGCACAUACGGGCAUUCAAACACAGAGGUGGUGGAGCCGAAGGAGUCGGGAGCAAGGAGGUCAGAGGAUUUACCUUGUUUCUACAAUGCAAACUUUUCGAUCACCUCCUUCUUCUACCCGUCCCACCAAACCUCAAAUCGCCUAAGAUGGGACGCAAAAAGGCCAUGGGAUCAAAACAGGCCGUCAAGAAGGAUAUCAGCAAAAAGGACAUCACGAAAAAUGACGCCACAGAAUGUAAGCCCUGUCGUCUCCUCGGUCUUCCUCUCGAAAUCCGCGUAGAUAUCUACAAGCUCGCCUUGAUAUCCACAGCAAAGUGCCUACGCCAUCCCCGCGAGCUCACGAACAACGCUCGACAAUGCCACCAACCCUUCACCAAAAGUAUCUCCCGCCGCGCUCAUAAGAUUAAACGGGCACCGACCGGCCUUUUACGGGUCAAUCACCAGGUUCAUACUGAGACUCUCGAUCUUUUCUACGCAGUCAACAACUUUCAAUUCAAAAUGCAUCACUUGGAACCUACGUGGCGAGCCGUAUACCCGGACCGUCCUCCUCUGACCACUCUGCUCUCUACGCAGAAAUAUAUGCCGAAAAUCAAACACCUUAGCCUCAAAUAUCCAAAGGUUGAAGAGGAUCUCCUUACAAUUCCCCGUGAAACCAUCGACGACACAUUUAGCUGGUACAUCGACCAGAUCCGCACGAUAUGCCCCGCUCUCGACACCCUCACCCUCCACAUCGUAUGCGUUCACCCAGUGACUCGCCGCGCCAGCGACUUUCGUCAGCUCCCUCAGCCUGCCAACACGGUUGCCGCAAUCAAUCAGAUCCUCCCCUCCCUCAAAGCUUUCGAGAUGGUCUACUUCGGCUACACACAAUCCUAUGAACGCCUGCGUUUCCAGAUCGCCGAUCCCUCUGACUGGAUACCUCGCGUGUACCGCUGCUGCACGCCCAUCGACGCCAAUGCUUGCCAAUGUGACGUGGCACCUUCAGUGGCCUUUUGUCGCAGGCAUUACUUCUGGGAAUGGCCGGGUGUGAGUCUUGGGUUCAGUGAUGACGAUAGGUUCAGUAACAGGAACAAGCAUUUUGAGAGGCAUGGGAAGUAUGAGAAUGCUACUGUUGGGGGCACGACAGCGUUUGUGGAUGCCAACGACAGGGAGUGGGAAGAGAUUAGGGGAUACAUAUUGCAUGGGGGGAGGUGGAACGGAGGUAGGAAGAUGCUGGUCUAG
Bacidia gigantensis is the source of this 2034-nucleotide messenger RNA. RefSeq lists its product as uncharacterized. The transcript has 2 exons. Bases 1 to 2034 code for a protein of 677 amino acids. NCBI's taxonomy places the organism in Eukaryota, Fungi, Ascomycota, Lecanoromycetes, Lecanorales, Ramalinaceae. The record is from RefSeq and is a predicted model, not a curated record.